Mesorhabditis belari is the source of this 1995-nucleotide messenger RNA. NCBI's taxonomy places the organism in Eukaryota, Metazoa, Nematoda, Chromadorea, Rhabditida, Rhabditidae. The record is from the annotation of a GenBank genome assembly.
AUGUCGGUGGAUUUGCUGUCGGUGGGCGGUGGAGGGAGAUCGGAUGGAGAAAGAUUGAGUGACUCUUAUGGAACAAUGCAACCAUCUAACGGUGAUCCGAUUGAGAACAUCGCCCAGGGAGUGCCAAUUGAAGAAAAAAUGACAAAGUUUCAGAUGGCCUUGCAAUUUGUGAUGAGGCGUUUCCUCUCUCUUCACGUUCUUUUGGUUCUAUCUUGUGUCAUUUAUAUUCUUCUCGGCGCUUUCAUCUUUCAGCAACUCGAGGGUAAAAAUCAGUUGGACACCCGCCGCGAGCAGCUCAGCAAUAUUGACAAGAGCUCACAAUUGUAUUUGGAGAAACUCUGGAAAUUGGCGAGAAAAUAUCGAGAUAAAUUUCAAAACCUCAACGAUAUGAUCGACUUUGUUAAAGAGCAAGCACAGGGGAACUUUCAUGAGUAUGUGGAUACUGUGUUCACAGCACAUCGAGUGUCUCGACACGGAUACGAUGAAGAGGCUCCCACUUGGGAUUAUCUCAACUCGGUCUUUUUUGUCACCACAAUGCUCACGUCGAUCGGUUAUGGCUAUGUAGUGCCGAAUACAUUGGGUGGACGGCUCUUCUGUGUUUGCUAUUGUUUGAUAGGCGUCCCACUCACUUUGGUAACCGUAGCAAAUGUGGCCAAAUUCAUCUCGGAGACUGUCUUUCUCCUUCAUUAUGAAAUCUGGAAAUCGUGGAUGAAGUGGAAGAAUCGAAGUCGUUCACAUGAAGCUCUCCUUGGACCGAUGUUUGCCGACGAUGAAAAUGAAGAGGAAAUCCUCGACCGAGUGAAACUUGUUCGUUUUCCUCCUGUGAUCACCUUCAUUUUUGUCAUCUGUUAUGGACUGCUGGCGGCUUAUGUGAUAAUGCGAAGUGAGAAUUGGACCUACGUUGAGUCUUGCUACUUUAUGUUUAUCUCGAUCUUGACAGUCGGUUUUGGAGAUUUUCGUCCCUCAAGCGGAAAUCUCGUCCCGGUGCUUUUCUUGGUGCUGGGCGGAGUGAUUUUGACGACAAUGUGCAUGGAUGUGUUUGGGCGGAUGUAUCUCAAAGAGAUUCACUACUUGGGUCGGAAGUUGAAAAGCAACAAUCCGUUUUAUUUGAUUCGAGAAGCAAAAGCCAGACGAAGACGAGCAGCGAUGGCUUCUUUAUUAGCUCAGCUAGCGAAAGGAAUGAUUUUUGCUCACAAAGAUUACACGGAAUUAUCGAGAGGAAGUCGAAAGAAAAAGAAGCGAUCACACAAGAGAAAGGGCAGCCAUGUCUUGCCUCACGAGAAGUUCAUGUUCGCUCGUUUACCGCCAGAUCCACCGACGGAUUGCCAGGUCGUUUCCACGUCAGCUUACUCGGUUCGCUUGGCGUGGGCUCCCGCGUUUUCCACCGAUGAAGAUGUCACAUACAAUAUCAGAUAUCGACUCAAACACAAUUCUGAGGGUAAAGUGUUGGAGUUGCGAGGGAUCAAGGGACAUACAGCCGAGAUAAUGAGUGUCGACUCGUGUUCUCUUUAUGAGUUUCGAAUCACCGCUUGUAGUCGAUUUGGAGAGAGUAAACCGAUCUACUUGGUUCAGUACACAGAACCCCAGCUGAGUCCUCAGCACAUUUUGGCGAUGAAAAUCAACGCGAACACCGUUGAGUUGACUUGGGAACCGCCUUAUAAAAGAACUUAUGAUGUAAAGAACUACAUCGUUUAUUUCACCGAGAAUCCGAACGCGAACCUCAGCGAAUGGGACAAGAUCCCGGUGAACGGGCGAAGGGUGGUGUUCCCGGAUCUUCGCUAUGAUUGGUUCUACAUGUUUUCGGCGGCCGCCAUUUUCAAGGAUGGACAGCGAUCUCCCCUUUCGAGGGCACUCUUUGUUAAAACUGAUAAAUUGGAAUUUCAUCCUGCAUGUGUCGGUCAAUCGAGAACCGUCGAAGUGAUGGAGUCACUCUUUGAACGAGAAGAAACCGAAACGACAGCUCUUCUCAAAAGAGAUUAUGUCUCUUUUGCUUGU